Messenger RNA from Ciona intestinalis (vase tunicate), 3038 nucleotides. The record is from RefSeq and is a predicted model, not a curated record. NCBI's taxonomy places the organism in Eukaryota, Metazoa, Chordata, Ascidiacea, Phlebobranchia, Cionidae.
CUCAUUGUGUGUUAUUUUUUUCUAUGUUGGUUGGACACUGUGUUUUGAUUACGCUCAGGCAACAGGCACAUGCGGUUUACUAUCGCCACCCAGUAAUGGCGCAAUAGCGAGUUGCACAAGAGGAAAUAGGUCUGGUUCCCGAUGUCGAGUUCGAUGUCUUACCGGGUUUACACCUAUGCAGGUAUCGAGGGUGUGCAAUUGUCUCGGUGAAUUAUGUAGAUGGAAUGGAAGAAACCCAACUUGUGAACCACUCGAGUGCCGUAAGCCAGACAUAGAUGAUGGACGAAUCACAAUAGUUGAAGAAUGGGCGACAGGUUUCGCCAGUUUGGUUGAAUUUCCUUACAUACCUUCCAAUGUAUCUGAAGGAUGGGCUAUUCUCAUUGCCUUUGAUCGCCCGCUUGGUAACAAUGCUUUCUUGUCAAGCUGGUCAUCCCAACCUACAAGUGUGUCCCCAAGCCACAAUGCAUUCACACUCAAUAAUCUCCCUUAUAACAGCAACCUUGGAUCUUUAAAUUCCCACUACCGUACAUUGGUUGUAAUACAAGGUGUAGAAGGUGAAAAACCACAACGAGGUUACGUUGGACUAUUCAACGGACGGUUGACAGACGCGACCUGCCACACUCCAUCGAGACUUUCUGACUUAGAAACCUUGCCAGCUUACACAACAACUACACCUGCCCCUACAACAACUGUGGCAACUACAACAACAGAAACGCCAGCACGUCUUACCACACAGCCAGCAGCUACCACCCCAGAUGUAACAACAACCAGCACUGCUGAAACUACUGCGGCUGUUACAACUACGACAGAAGUGCCAACAACAACAACAACAACACCAGCAACCACAACAACGCCUACAACAACUACUACUACAACAACAACAACAACUACAGCAACGACAACAACAAAAAGAGCUACAACGACUGGUGCACCAUCUAAUUCAGUUCAGUUUCAAGGAAAAUCAUGCAGAAUACAAAGGAUCGGAGCUUAUAGAACAGAGGCGACUGGUUGGGUGGACAACGGAACUUCAUUCUUUAGUGGGAAACUCAAAUACAAUGUUCCUGCUGCUGUAUCGGACUGGUUGCUCGUUAUCGUGUUCCAACAACGAGUGAAACAUAUGCAGGUUUGGAGUGCUAGAGUAGCCGGCAGCAUGCGGAACGGUUACGUUUGGAAAUUAUCUGCUUUGUCGUGGAACGCAGUACUUUACCCUGGAGAACUGCAAAUGAAUUUCAUUGCUGGUUUGUGGCAGCAGACGAACGAUUACCCUUCAGGUCGAGUUUAUCUUUGCUCUUCUGAGUACAACACUGGAGAUGCAGUGGACUUGUUUCCGAACUCUAACCAUGCAAACGACGUCGAAGAGGAAGCGGAAGAAGAGGAGGAGGAAGAGGAAGAAGAAGGGGAAGAAGAAACAUCAGUUAGGACUCGUCUGCGGCCAGCAGCAGUUAGACCUCGUCCUAGUUCUCGACCAAGGGUAACAACACCGACUACGACAGCUUCCACCCAAGCUGCUACAACAGUCAACCCAUCUAGGUGCAACCCGUCUUCGCGCAACGGUGUUGUGGUGCGGAAUGCAAGGCAGACUAGACCGUCGUGGAAACGAGCAAAAGACAACACAACAUACGACUACAACGAGGUGCUACAUAAAUCCAAUCUCUUCUACAACGCACAGAGAUCAGGGGCGUUAUCUCCUAGAUACAACAGAAUAUUGUGGAGGGGAGAUUCGUGCCUAAAGGACGGCUGUUCUAUAGGAGUGGAUCUUAGCAAAGGAUGGUUUGACGCUGGCGAUUACAUAAAGUUUAUGUUCCCUAUGGCUUCGACUGUCACUCUGCUGUCGUGGGGUGGAAUUAAUUACCGACAAGCUUACUUCGAUUCCGGGACAUUAUCGAGGUUUAUCAGUUCCAUUCGGUGGGCAACGUCGUAUCUCAUCGCAGCUCAUAUUGCCCCGCAGGAACUUGUUGUGCAGGUUGGGAGUGGGAGCAGCCAUCGCUUUUGGAGUCGCCCAGAAGAAAUAACUGGUGCAAGACCUAUCUACAAAAUCACACCAACCAAACCUGGAAGUGACGUGGCAGCGGAAACAGCAGCUGCACUUGCGGCGGCCUCCGUUUUUCUGCGACCCACUCACGCCGCUAUGGCGAACGACGCAUUAGCGCAUGCGAGAACCAUUUACAGUUUUGCGAAACAGCACAGAGGGUUAUAUCACGUUUCGGUACCCCAAGCAAAGCGGUAUUACAAGUCAUAUUCCGAUGAAGAUGAAAUGAUAUGGGGAGCCGCUUGGUUGUAUAGAGCUACAGGAGAACAGAGGUAUCUGAACGAUGCCACAAGGCAGUAUUUAAGAGCGAGUGGUCCAUACCUGGUAGAAAGAGAAUUCUCAUGGGAUAGGAAAAUGAUUGGAGUUCAGGUGCUGAUGGCUAAUCUAACAGGUGAAGCCAUGUACAGGGAUAGAGUAGCGGAUUUUAUGAACAACGUGAUGAACGUAAUUCCAUCCACCCCUCAAGGAUUAAUGUGGCUGAGAAAAUGGGGCCCGAAUCGUUACGCCGCUAACGCUGCAAUGAUGGCGAUUAUGGCAAGUCAGUUGCAACCACCAUUAACAAACAGUGCAUUAUACGAACGCUGGGGUAGACGACAAAUACAUCUGCUUCUUGGCGAUUCUGGUAGAAGCUAUGUAGUUGGUUUUGGCAGAAACUAUCCUCAGAGGCCUCACCAUAGAUCAAGUUCAUGUCCGAAACCACCAGCUGUUUGCAACCAUGGUAGCGGGUUACACUCAAGAAGAAGAAACCCUUUUACUUUGUUCGGGGCAUUGGUCGGAGGUCCUGACAAACGUGGCAACUACUUAGAUAGAAGAACUAAAUACGAACAGUCGGAAGUUGGACUCGAUUAUAACGCUGGCUUCCAAUCAGCUGUUGCAGGCUUAAAACAAUUAGUGGUGGAAAGAAGACCUCCAAGACAAUCGACAACUAGAUCUGGUUAAUUUAUUGUAGUGUUUUGUAAUUAUGCGCAACUGUACAACUCGCAAUAAAACAAAUUGAGCGAAGCUGUAA